CUGGCACAGCUGUCCGUCACUAUGGGGACGUCCAGGAUGUUCCGCAUUUUUGUAGUCCUGGGAUCAGCCUUCAUGAUCCUACUGAUCAUAUUCUACUGGGAUGAUGUCGGAGCCUCCCAUCUGUAUUUGAACACUCCUGUCUCGCCUGGUCCCAAAAUCCCACACCCCCAACCCCAGCAGCGAACUCAAACUUCCCGAACCCCGUCCUUCCUGUCCGACAUCGAUGCCUUCGUUAACCAGUUCUUAGAGCCAGGAACUGGUGAGCCCACAGACGCCGUCCCCGCUGAAACAAGCAACCAAUCAGACAAAGCUGAAGAACGGUACAUACCUCGACGGGAGUGGAAGAUUCACCUGACUCCAGUAGCAGCAGAGCUCCGCGAGAGACAGGAGCAGCGGCGGAAGUUACUUCAGGAGAUGUGUGCUAAUGAUAGCGUGGUGUUUCCUGGCAAAAACCGCUCGUUCGACGACAUUCCCAACAAGGAGCUGGAUCACCUCAUUGUGGAUGACAGACAUGGUAUUAUCUACUGCUAUGUUCCUAAGGUAGCGUGCAGUAACUGGAAGCGGAUCAUGAUAAUUCUCAGUGAGAGCCUCCUGCAUGAUGGCGUUCCCCAGAGAGACCCGCUGGCCAUUUCCAGAGACCUGGUCCACAACAGCAGCAUGCACUUCACCUUCAACAAGUUCUGGAAACGUUACGGAAAGUUUGCAAGGCACCUCAUGAAGGUGAAGCUGAAGAAGUACACCAAGUUUAUUUUCGUGCGGGACCCUUUUGUUCGUCUCAUCUCUGCCUACCGGAAUAAAUUUGAAAUGCGCAAUGAGGACUUCUACCGCCGCUUUGCACAGGUCAUGCUGCGCCGCUACGCCAACCAGCCGACACCUCCUGCCUCUGUAGAUGAGGCGUUCACUGUGGGCAUCCAUCCCUCCUUCUCCCACUUCAUCCAGUAUCUCCUGGACCCUCAGACAGAGAAGGAGAUGCCCUUUAAUGAGCACUGGCGGCAGGUGUAUCGCCUUUGCCAUCCAUGCCAGAUUCAGUAUGACUUUGUGGGCCAUUUGGAGACGGCAGAAGAGGAUGCCGAGCACCUACUACGUCAGUUGAGGGUGGACAAUGUGGUGGAGUUCCCCACUUCUCAUAGGAACCUUACAGCCAGCAGCUGGGAGACCGACUGGUUCAGCACAGUACCCAUUGAGGCCCGGAAGGAACUCUACAAGCUGUAUGAACCUGACUUCAGGCUCUUUGGCUAUGACAAACCAGACUCCAUCCUCAAUGAGUGAUGUUCAAAACUGACUAAGCCACACAGAGGUUUUUUAUGUGAUAAAAUAAUGCUACACUCUAACAACAGUGACACCUCCCUUAGUCAUGUGCUUUGCAGAUGUGUUCUCCAGUCUGGUCUAUACUACACUGAAUGUGCACAUUAUUAAGGACACUCACUCCUCCAAGGAAGCACAUUAAUGCAGCAAAAUCAGGUAAUAGCCAUUAUCCAUUACUGUUUGUCAAUUAAAUCUUUACCAAUCACAAAGAUAACAAGAAGCACACAAGUUAGAGUGGGACAGUUGGAAUGUGGAUUGUGCAACAUACAGCUGCAAGAGGAUAUUAGCAGGUGUCCCUAAUAAUCUGUACAUUCAGUGUGGUCUUUGAUUCAAACCUCCAUGCAGAGUGUUUUGUACUCCCAGCUCUGAUGUCACGCCAUGCCUGUGGUUUGGGACAUCACAGUUCUGCUGGGACUAACUGUGAUGACCUCACAGGCUUUGUAGCAGGAAGUUGCGAAAUAAACCUUUGCUGAAGUGAUGUCACAGAGCCAUAUGCUAUGUUUGCGAUGUCAUAGAAACCGCUUUUGGUUGUGAUGCCACAAUAGAUGCUGUGGACGGGACCUGGGGAAGCGG
Molecule: messenger RNA, 1878 nt
Organism: Scomber japonicus (chub mackerel)
Lineage: Eukaryota; Metazoa; Chordata; Actinopteri; Scombriformes; Scombridae
Product: carbohydrate sulfotransferase 12-like
Exons: 4
Coding region: 22-1269 (415 amino acids)
Biological process (GO): proteoglycan biosynthetic process; carbohydrate biosynthetic process
Cellular component (GO): membrane
Molecular function (GO): sulfotransferase activity
Source: RefSeq, a predicted model, not a curated record